Messenger RNA from Coccidioides immitis RS, 384 nucleotides. RefSeq lists its product as uncharacterized. The transcript has 4 exons. NCBI's taxonomy places the organism in Eukaryota, Fungi, Ascomycota, Eurotiomycetes, Onygenales, Onygenaceae. The record is from RefSeq and is a predicted model, not a curated record. The coding region runs from base 1 to 384 and encodes 127 amino acids.
AUGGUUGUAUCCAUUACUGGGACGAAGUACGAAAUCUAUGUCGCAUACUGUAAAUACAUCUCUGACGGCUUCAUCCCUCCGGGCAUUGCGGAAGCAGGGUCCAUCACUCGGUCCCUCCUUCUGGCCGCCGUGGCACCAAAGUCCUGGCUUCUGGGAUUCGGAAGCGGCAUUUCAUCCGAGGGAGGAAUGGUGAAGAAGGCAUCUGAGAUGUUUAACAUGGACAAUGGGGGGGAAAGAAAAAAAGGCGAGACAGAGUCGGACGAGCAGAAAGAACAGCGCGGAGGACAUGUUCGACUGACGUUUACCCGCCAACUGAUUAGGGCUUCGGGACGGAGUGGUUAUGUCUUCAUGCGGACCGGUAAAGUUGAGAACAGAAAUGUCUAA